Colletotrichum abscissum is the source of this 219-nucleotide messenger RNA. RefSeq lists its product as uncharacterized. The transcript has a single exon. The record is from RefSeq and is a predicted model, not a curated record. NCBI's taxonomy places the organism in Eukaryota, Fungi, Ascomycota, Sordariomycetes, Glomerellales, Glomerellaceae. The coding region runs from base 1 to 219 and encodes 72 amino acids.
AUGCAGAUGUGCGGCACUGCCCGCCUGCUCAUUUCCAUAAGCUCUUUAGCGAUUGAAGAAGCUGACCUAUGGCAGGCGACUCGAAUGAUACUGCAAAUUCCUAAAAUUGUCCGUUGUGGAGGCUCUGUCAUUCAAUUGACGACGGAUUUGUUCCUCUAUUACUACCCUGAGCUCACACUCGUUCCUCUCAGCCAUUCUUUGAGAGCAGGUGACUGGUAA